AUGCCCCGGAACACCCAGGCAGACAAGGAGAGGACAGAGCCCAGGGAGGACAAAUCCCCACGGCAGAACCUGGUGGAAGAGGCCGUUUUGAGCGGCUCCACGGCGCAGGAAUCCAAUGGGGAGGAAAAGCCCCGGCGAUCCCUUAGGAGGAGGGGCUGCAAACGCAGCCCAGGGAGCUGUGAGGAGGAAAGACCCACCCUGUGCCAGGAAGGCGGCCAGACAUCCAGCCAGAGAUCAGACCUGGUGGUCCAUGAGCAGCUUCAAACUGAGGAGAAGCCCCAUAAGUGUGAGGAAUGUGGGAAGAGCUUCAGCCGGAGCUCCCACCUGAUCCUCCACCAGAGGAUCCACACUGGGGAACGUCCCUAUGAGUGUGGGGAAUGUGGGAAGAGCUUCAGCACGAGCUCCAGCCUGAUCCGCCACCAGAUGAUCCACACCGGGGAACGGCCCUACGAGUGUGGGGAAUGUGGGAAAAGCUUCAGCCACAGCUCCAGCCUGAUCAUCCACCAGAGGAGCCACACUGGGGAGAGGCCCUAUGAGUGCCUAGAGUGUGGGAAGAGCUUCAGGCACAGAUACAGCCUGACUCUCCACCAGAGGUUCCACACUGGGGAGAGGCUCUAUGAGUGUGGGGAAUGUGGGCAGAGCUUCAGACAGAGCUCUGAGCUGAUCAUCCACCAGAGGAGCCACACCGGGGAGAGGCCCUACGAGUGUCCUGAGUGUGGGAAGAGGUUUCAUACCAGCUCCCAUCUCCUCCUGCACCAGCGGACGCACACAGAUGAGAGGCCCUUCCGCUGCCCUGACUGCAGCAAGGGCUUCAAACGCAACUCCCACCUCAUCAGGCACCGGCGCAUCCACACCGGGGAACGGCCCUAUGAGUGUCCUGCGUGUGGGAAGGGCUUCAGAGACAGCUCUGACCUUAUCUACCACCAGAAGAUCCACACUGGGCAGAGGCCUUAUGAGUGUCCCGAAUGUGGGAAGAGGUUUCAGAUGAGCUCCGAGCUCCUCAAGCACCACUGGGACCAUACUGGGGAGAAGCCCCAUAAGUGUGAGGAAUGUGGGAAGAGCUUCAGCCGGAGCUCCCACCUGAUCCUCCACCAGAGGAUCCACACUGGGGAACGUCCCUAUGAGUGUGGGGAAUGUGGGAAGAGCUUCAGCACGAGCUCCAGCCUGAUCCGCCACCAGAUGAUCCACACCGGGGAACGGCCCUACGAGUGUGGGGAAUGUGGGAAAAGCUUCAGCCACAGCUCCAGCCUGAUCAUCCACCAGAGGAGCCACACUGGGGAGAGGCCCUAUGAGUGCCUAGAGUGUGGGAAGAGCUUCAGGCACAGAUACAGCCUGACUCUCCACCAGAAGUUCCACACUGGGGAGAGGCUCUAUGAGUGUGGGGAAUGUGGGCAGAGCUUCAGACAGAGCUCUGAGCUGAUCAUCCACCAGAGGAGCCACACCGGGGAGAGGCCCUACGAGUGUCCUGAGUGUGGGAAGAGCAAGGGCUUCAAACGCAACUCCCACCUCAUCAGGCACCGGCGCAUCCACACCGGGGAACGGCCCUAUGAGUGUCCUGCGUGUGGGAAGGGCUUCAGAGACAGCUCUGACCUUAUCUACCACCAGAAGAUCCACACUGGGCAGAGGCCUUAUGAGUGUCCCGAAUGUGGGAAGAGGUUUCAGAUGAGCUCCGAGCUCCUCAAGCACCAGCGGAUUCACACAGAGGAGCGACUGUUCCACUGCCCCGACUGUGGGCAGGGAUUCAACACCAACGCCCACCUCAUCAGGCACCAGCGCAUCCAUACCGGGGAGAGGCCCUAUGAGUGUCCUGAGUGUGGGAAGAGCUUCACCGAGAGAUACAAACUUAUCUACCACCAGAAGAUCCACACCGGGGAGGGGCCCUACAAGUGUCCUGAGUGUGGGAAGAGCUUCAUCCAGAGCUCUCACUUGAACAGACACCAAUGGAGCCACCGGUAAGUAAAGCCCUGCAAGUGCCCCGAGUGUGGGAAGAGCUUCGUCCGCUGGUCCAACUUCAUCCCCCACUGAAGGACUCACAUUCCCUGUAUCCAUGUUGGGAAGACACCUGGCUGGUUGUCUCCAUAUCCUUCUGAAUCUCCACAGUCACCAGGGAGGAUGAUAUUUUGGAGGUUCUGAGGGGAGAUGGUGUUGGAGAAGAUGAAAGUUUGGUAAGAAAGUUUCACAGAUAUGUAGGCUUGGCAGAAAGAUCUCUGAAUGUAGAAACUGGGGAUG
Messenger RNA from Corvus hawaiiensis (hawaiian crow), 2229 nucleotides. Its product is annotated as zinc finger protein 883-like. The transcript has 5 exons. Gene Ontology annotation, molecular function: DNA-binding transcription repressor activity, RNA polymerase II-specific. The record is from RefSeq and is a predicted model, not a curated record. Lineage: Eukaryota; Metazoa; Chordata; Aves; Passeriformes; Corvidae. The coding region runs from base 1 to 1956 and encodes 651 amino acids. Gene Ontology annotation, biological process: negative regulation of transcription by RNA polymerase II.